AUGAUACGAAUUCAAAAUGAUUUGCACAAUUUACAAUCAGCGAAAAAAUUGACCAGAAUCAACAGCGGUGGAAGCGGGCUUCCGGAGCUGACUGUAGUGGAUGCAAAAACUCCAGGAGCUAAUAGCGAAGCUCCAGAUCUGCUCAAAGUUGUACGUAUACCGACGGAAAUGAAGAAAGAAGACAAAGAGCUGACACAAAUUGAACCAAUUCAACGGAAUGGUGUGACGGCUGGAAUAAAACCCCUGCAACCACCUCCAGUUCCGGUUAAGUUCCAGCAGCUUGAUGUUACUCCCAGUGCUCACACUGCUCCUACUCAUGCUCCUGCGGUCUCUCAACCACCUCCUACAUCAUUUCCAGAGGGCCAAUUCAACGGCGAAGCGAAUCGUGAAGACCAAUACUCAAGUGAGGGCAAGGACUUUGGAUUCGAACCUAAGGUCGAACCAAUUGACGACUAUUCGUACGGGUUUGGUGAUCAUAUGCGAUAUGAUCCAGCAAAUGGCGAAUUCAAUGUAUUCGAAUAUCAGUCUACUUCGGGUGACGUCAAGAUGGAGGGCGAUGCAAUGCGGAAGUACUCUCAACGAAAUGUGAAAAUUCCCAUUCAUGAGCGUCCUUACAAAUGCCCAAGAGACGAUUGCGAUCGGCGGUUUUCACGAAGCGAUGAGCUAACUCGCCAUAUACGAAUUCAUACGGGGCAGAAGCCGUUUCAAUGUCGGAUCUGUCUUCGAGCAUUUUCACGAUCGGAUCAUUUGACAACACAUGUUCGAACGCAUACGGGCGAGAAACCGUUUUCAUGUGACGUUUGUGGGCGGAAAUUUGCUCGAAGUGAUGAACGUAAAAGACAUACGAAGGUGGGCAAUAGCAGUGUCAUUUCUAGGUUGCCAUUCUUUUUCUUUGCUACCUGCAAUUAG
Molecule: messenger RNA, 909 nt
Organism: Strongylus vulgaris
Lineage: Eukaryota; Metazoa; Nematoda; Chromadorea; Rhabditida; Strongylidae
Source: the annotation of a GenBank genome assembly